GUUAAGCCGCACCGCUUUAGCUUAACCGCGAUCUCCGUAACAGCGUCAAACGUCAUCGCUGCAGUCCACAAGACCGUGUAAGAAGUGAAGCUUAGUCCGAGGAAGAUGAUAAGAUGGACGGUGAUCUUUGCACAGUUUUAGAUCAUCCUUCUAUAUUCAACACGACACUGUCGUUGGCGCUAGCUGUUGGCAUAGUAGGAUCGUACGUCCCGCAACACCUCCGUAUCAUCAUCCGCCGAUCGUCUCGCGGCCUUUCUCCUUGGUUCCUACUGCUCGGCGUAACCUCAGGAACAUGCUCUUUGACCAACGUGUUGCUGCUCUCGUCGGAUGUUCUCCAAUGCUGCUCUAAGUUGUCUGCAGGGAAAUGCAUGGCGGCGUCACUGGGCGUUAUACAGAUUGGGUUGCAGUUCACUAUGUUUGCCAUUAUUCUAUUGCUAUAUAUUCAAUUUUUCCCUCGCGAUCCACUAUUAGAUGCUGAUCGCGAGCGUGCAAGGAGAGUUGCUGUUCUGUGUGGAGUUCACUUUUGCUUCACGUUCUUGAUCGCAUUCGUCAUAUACAAGUUCAAGUCUGGCGCGGUGGCAUUGUAUGCUGGGUUUUUAGGGAUCGAAGCGACACUGCUCGCAGCAUCACAGUAUGUUCCGCAAAUCUACACGACCUAUUCGCUAAAGAGGGCUGAGUCUCUGUCGAUACAUACACUCGCUAUGCAAGCCCCAGGUGGAUAUUUGUGGGCUCUCACGUUGGCUUUGAGAGAAGGAACAGGCUGGUCUUCGUGGCUGCCGUAUCUUCUCGCGGCGACACUGCAAAGUAUUUUACUGAUUUUGUGUAUCAAAUACGAGAGAUCGGCUGGUCAUUUGCUUGGUUCAUCAUUAGCAGAAUUGUCGUCUUCCGUUGUGCAAGAGCUGGAGGAAGAGCCUUUUGGUGUUUCAAUAUUUGAGGAAGAGACGGAUCCGGCUCUAUUAAUUCAAGAUCAGCAUGACUAUGAUGCUGAGAGAUCUUUUCAUUCCUCGAAAGCAGGACCGAGAUUUGGAUGAACCUACUUUUUGUUUUUUAUUUCAUUGCUCGAAUUCAUACAUAAUUACCAGUCU
This is a messenger RNA of Myxozyma melibiosi, 1085 nucleotides long. RefSeq lists its product as uncharacterized. NCBI's taxonomy places the organism in Eukaryota, Fungi, Ascomycota, Lipomycetes, Lipomycetales, Lipomycetaceae. The coding region runs from base 114 to 1031 and encodes 305 amino acids. The record is from RefSeq and is a predicted model, not a curated record. The transcript has a single exon. Gene Ontology annotation, cellular component: membrane.